AUCUAAGUAAGAAAAUUAACACUGGGCAUUCUGAGCGAAAUUUAGAUAAUUUCCAUAAUUCUCUAAACGUAUGAAUUUCGAUGAUGAUUGUAUGUCACGAAUAUGACAUUAGAUAUGCGCAUUAUGUACUAGCGUAAUUGUUUAUCGACUUAUGGAAAAUUGCAGUUUAUUAUUUUUUAUUUGAAUUGCUUCAUAUUAUUUUUGGUUAGGAAUGUUAACAGUUUUGCUAUUUAAUUUUACGAGAAUUUAUCACAGUAAGGAUCUUUUUGAUCCCUUCAGCUCGGUAAAUAACUGUGGUUCAGACUAAUGGGGAGCGGGUGAAAGCGCCCAUGGGAAAACCGGAAAAAAGAAUUAUAAGACGUCUAUCGAAGGACUAACACAAAAAAUCGUAAUUUUUACGAGCACAUAAGAAAUUACGAAAUUAAUGUAGCAAUUUGUUAUAUUGUAACACAUAAUCCAAUAAUAAUAGUUUGAAAAUUUGUACGAAAAAACAAAAUAUUUUUCCGUUUUAACCAGCAAUGAAACAUUCUGUUUUAUAGCUUGUACUUAAAGCUUGUUAUAAAUUAUUCCACAUCGGUAUCAACCAUCAAGACAAAUGACAUUCCGAGCAAGGAGGUCUGUGCAGGAAAUAAUUCACUGCUACAUGAGCACACUGCAAACCUCCGCGUCGCCCUGGCAACGCUAAGCCAAACAAACCACAUUUCUAGAAUACCAGCAACCCAGUUUUUUAAUUGUGGCGCGUAAGUGAACAAGAUUAAAAUGGCAGUUCGAGUUCUUGGUUUCGAUGUCGGAUUGGGUGUUUUUUUAAUCACAUUUCUCUGGUUUGUCGCUUUGAUUUUGAUUGUAAUCUUUUAUCGAAUCCAAACCAUCCUUUCGUUAGUCUUUACCUGCUUGGCAGCCGUUCUGACUGCUAUAUUUUUGGCUCUGCCACGAGCCGAUCAGAAAGAACACGAUGGCCAUCCUCUUAUUAACACAAUUAGCGCUUCCCAGUUAGAAGUGAUUGACUCAGUCUUCUUAGGCAGAAUGAUGAUUUUGAGUGCUUUAACUGUGAGUACUUUAUUGGGAGUAUCCCUCCUGUUUUAUUUGGAAGUGGUUCAGCAAAACAGGAAAACUGUGGCAGGAUGUCCAAUCCAACAAGAAGUUUCAACAAGCAAAGAGGAGCUGAUAGAAAAUAUCCGUUAAUAAAUUAUCACGCAAUAUUUAUGAAUUUUUUGUGUAACGAAAUGUAUGCAAAUAUAAAACAUGUUUAAUUUCUUU
Messenger RNA from Daphnia pulex (common water flea), 1257 nucleotides. Its product is annotated as transmembrane protein 218-like. The record is from RefSeq and is a predicted model, not a curated record. Lineage: Eukaryota; Metazoa; Arthropoda; Branchiopoda; Diplostraca; Daphniidae. The coding region runs from base 760 to 1182 and encodes 140 amino acids. The transcript has 2 exons.